UGACCCUUUAAACCACCAACUAAGGGAAAGAAAUGCAUGGUGGCCCUUAACAACUCUGACUCCAGCACCAACAACAACGAAAGAUAAAAUAAGAUGAUAGAACAAACUAUAGAAAAGAGAAUGGACGUCUCUAGGCAGUUAGAAAAGGAAAUGAGCCAGUUGCGAAAUCUUCGCGAGGUCUUGUCACGAUCGGGUCAAGUGGCAACCAAUGUGAGUAGCAUCUUGGACUCCUUUGAGCACCGACUAGCCCGCCUUGAGACAACCAUUCUGCCCUUGUAUCAGCAGACUGGUAACUUGCAGCGAAGACAAUUAAAUACAGAGAAGACUCUUCAGGAGUUGGAUUAUGUUAUUAGUUUCUACAAUGUUGCUGGUCAGGUGGAAGCGGUGGUUAAAGAGCGACCAAGCAGCAUUGGAGUCCCACAGUAUUUAGAAGCUAUGAAUCGUUUAGCUGAAACUUGCAAGUUCUUUGAGCAGAAUAACCCUCAGAGUGUAGAAAUUGAGAAUGUGACUUCCCUUUUUGAAAUAGGAACAGAUCUUCUCAGCAAAGAGUUUCGAGAUGAACUUAAAAAGUACCAGAAACCCGUACCUCCAAUAGUGACUUUGGAACUACUCGAAGAAGAAGAGGUGAGUGAGGAUACCAUCAGUGGAGUGGAAUUGAUGCCUCCUGGUGUGAGGGAGGAUCUGCGGGCCAUUGCUACUUGGCUUGACAAACAUAACAAUACGGAUCGACUUACAGUCUAUGCAAAAUUGCGUUCUGAUGCCCUUUCACAGAGUUUAAAGGCCCUACGGGACUUCCAGCGGAGCAGUAGUAUUGAACGUGGUGGGGCACCAGGCUCACUAAAUUCUCCAGGGCCCCUUCGUGCUAGAGUGGCAAAAUUGGACAGCACCUCGAAGAGCCGCACACAGAAGAUAUCUAACAGAAAGAAAAUAGUCAAACUAUGCAGAUUCAUCUUCUUCAGAGCAAACCGGAUGCUGCAGAAGGCAAUCACAGGACACGUGUCAUCACGCAGACAAGGUUCUCCUGGAAAUGCUUCGUACUCCCUGCAUGGCUCCCUCACCCCUCCGCAUGCAACCACUCCAGGGACAGUAGGUGAAGAAGGUCUUGAGGAUAGUGAUGUGGAACUUUACUUGAAUCAGGUAACUGCUCUUCAUCGGCUAGCAUUUGCUGAACUGCUGUUGUCCCAACAACUAGUGCCGGAAGACAGGGUCACACGUACAUUUGAGCUAAUUCUUCGAGACCCAAUGGACCAGUUGGUUGCUGAGGGUGAAGGUCUGGCUAGCCAGGCACGAAGAAGCGUGGGGAGAGGGGACCACCAAGCUGUACUCUCAGUUUUGGCAAUGUUACGUCAUGUCACAAACAUGCAGCCUGAGUACGAUCGUUUGCUAACAAACUGCCAGACAUCAAUACGCUCAAAGUUUGCUGCCAUCAUCAAUAUGUUACAGGAGACUUGUGUCAGAGCUUUGGAGGGCUUUGUAGAGAGUGUGAAGAGUGAUGGAGAGCGUGCCUUGCCUAAAGAUGGGACUGUACAUGAAGUCACCAGCAAUGCUCUCAUCUUCACUGAACAGCUUCUGGAGUAUGCUGUCACACUGUCACCAAUGCUUCAACGGGACCCAAUAUUAAGUGCGUCUCUGUCCAAUUUACCUCGAGGCAUAGAUCUGUCUCUCACAGCUAAAGCACUUCUUGGAGCUUACAUAAAAAUCUUCAUUACAUUUUGUGAACCACACUGA
Messenger RNA from Cherax quadricarinatus, 1728 nucleotides. Lineage: Eukaryota; Metazoa; Arthropoda; Malacostraca; Decapoda; Parastacidae. The record is from RefSeq and is a predicted model, not a curated record.